Molecule: messenger RNA, 1206 nt
Organism: Plodia interpunctella (Indianmeal moth)
Lineage: Eukaryota; Metazoa; Arthropoda; Insecta; Lepidoptera; Pyralidae
Product: venom serine carboxypeptidase-like
Exons: 2
Coding region: 137-1075 (312 amino acids)
Biological process (GO): proteolysis
Molecular function (GO): serine-type carboxypeptidase activity
Source: RefSeq, a predicted model, not a curated record
CAUACGUGUCUUGAAGUUUGGAAAUGUUAUCAAAUCUGUUCUUAAAACUGUUGACUGAAGGUGCAGUGACAACAAUAUCAUUGAGUUUGUUCCACACGAUUGGAUAGAAAAUUACUCUUCGGUUUUGUUUUUGCCGAUGUGCGACAUAGUUUCAAUUAUCUACGGGAUCAACGAAGACGGCGAUGCUGGCGAAGCACUGUUCCUUAUACCAUACAUCGAGAGUGGAAACGUUGCAGAAGGGCGACGACUGGCGAGCGUGGCCAUGACAGAAGAUAUAGGAAUUAAGAGUUAUUCUGGCUAUUUUACCGUCAACAAAACUUAUAACUCCAACCAAUUCUUUUGGUAUUUCCCAGCGAUUAAUAAACCUAUCAGAAGUGCCUGUCAGUACCCCGUAGUCCUUUGGCUACAAGGCGGCCCCGGCGCGUCGUCGCUCUUCGGUCUUUUAAACGAAAAUGGGCCCAUAACAUUAGCUUACAAUACUAUAGAAAAGCGCCAGUUUCACUGGGCACUGCUCAGUCAUUUGAUUUACAUCGAUAAUCCUGUAGGAGCAGGCUUUAGCUUCACAGACGACCCACACGGCUACAGCACGGAUCAAGUCCAGAUUGGAGAAGAAUUGUACUCCAGCGUGAUUCAGUUUCUUCAGCUCUUUCCAGAGUUGCAAACAAAUAAGUUUUAUAUAACUGGAGAAUCAUACGCUGGGAAGUACAUCCCUGCGCUAGCUUACACUAUCCAUAAGAAAAAUCCCGAUGCAAAAAUUAAAGUGAAUUUGAAGGGAGCUGCCAUUGGGAACGGUUUGUGUGAUCCCGUGAAUCAGAUAGGAGUGUACGGGGAGUAUCUCAGGCAGCUCGGACUCAUUGAUGUUAACGAAGAGAAGGUUUUCGAAGAAUAUCAGAAUAAAACAAUAGAUUACAUUAAACAGGAGAAAUGGAAGGAAGCUUUAGAUACAUUUAAUGAAUUGAUAUUAGGGGAAUAUAGUAUUUUUGGCCAAUUUGUCAAUUGGCCAAAAAUACUAUAUUCCCCUAAUAUUGUAUUUUUGGCCAAUAGGAUUUUCAUAUUAUUACAAUUAUAUGCAUGACCGCGUUUAUAUACCAGAUUUUGGAGACUUUAUCCAACAAAAUGAAGUGCGGAUACAGAUUCACGUAGGGCAUCACGAUUUUAACAAUGGGAGUAUCGUAGCAGAGCAUCUGCGGGAGGACAUAAUGAAAU